This is a messenger RNA of Bipolaris maydis ATCC 48331, 2295 nucleotides long. RefSeq lists its product as uncharacterized. Gene Ontology annotation, biological process: fungal-type cell wall biogenesis; transmembrane transport. Gene Ontology annotation, cellular component: membrane. NCBI's taxonomy places the organism in Eukaryota, Fungi, Ascomycota, Dothideomycetes, Pleosporales, Pleosporaceae. The record is from RefSeq and is a predicted model, not a curated record.
GCGUGUCCGGUGCGACCGGGAACCCCCAUUGAAGCCGCGGGUAUCAUACCGAUUAGCGCAGAAGAUGUAGCGGGGAUCCCGGAGCUGGCACUGAGCAUUCCGGACUUUGAGGGGCAGGCUGUGAUGCGGGUGUUUGCGAAUGAGACGGAGAGCGAGGUUGGGUGGUUUGCGGCGGGGAUUACGAAUGGGUGGACGUUUGGACAGCAGGACUGCGUUGGGGCUGUGCUAGGCGGGUUUACGCUGGUGGCGGUUGCUGCGUUGUUUGCUACAGCGGUGUGUGGUGCUGAUUUGACUAGUAUGCGGAGACAUUAUGCGCAUUCGAUGUCGGUUUCCGUUGUAGUUUCCGUGUGGCAUUAUGUUUUCUAUAGCGGGGCGAUUGAGGUGGAUUGGCCGAGUGUUCUGUUGGCUUUUUGGAGCAAUUAUGCUUGGGUUGGGGGAAUGAUUUACUAUGAGCCGAUGCAGAGGAUGAUUGAUGGAUUCGUCGGCUUGAAAGAGGGGGAUGAGGUACGGAAUCGUCCUGCUGAUACAGGACAAAGCGAUCGAUAUAUUGGGGGAGGAGUCGACAUUCAUCAGAUAUUUAGACGGAGCACUCUGCCCAUAGAGUCUGGGUUGCCAAAUGCUCUCGAGAAUCGCGGCCUGGUCGAUAUUAACGGCGGAUUCAAGCACUACGGAAAGCAAGUCAAGCCUGGAUUACCACUCCCGGGUGACUACUCCGGGUUCGCUGGUACACUUGCGACGCAGCGAAUUCCAGUUCGCAAUGCCUUUGCGACGGGACUCCUCUGGCUUCUGUUCCUAUCCGUAUGCGCCAUUAUCUCCAUACUCGCACUGAAAGCAGUCAUCGAAAUACUGGCCACUCUCCACAUUGUACGCCAAAAUCGCCUCAAGUACUUCCGGUGUCACUAUCUCGCCUACAUUGCCGCAGCGCUACUACGCAUCAUCUUCAUGAGCUUCUUCUUGAUAAGUUUCCUCUCCAUAUCCCAGUUUUCUUUCCCAGCAUCACUGGGAACAGUCGCUGUCGCCUGCCUAGUCUUUGUAACUGUGGUGCUUGGACUUGGUAGCAUUGCCGCGUACGCUUGCUUCUCCAGGUUACGUCUUAGGGAAUAUGUGUUUGAGCCGGAUCGGAUCAACAUAUCGAAGCAUCGAAUAUUUAAGGUAAUACCGUGGUACAGCAUCUCAAGGAAUAGCGGGGGCCCACCUUUGAGAGACAGCGUGUGUGUUGGCUCGAUUCCAUGGUGGAGGAUACACGCUAUGGCGGACUUUCCAUCGAUUCAUUCCGACGAAGAAUAUACAGUCAAGUUCGGAUGGCUUGUAUCUCGUUACAGAAAAAGCCGAUGGUGGUUCUUUGUCGUCUGGCUCUCCUACGAAUUCUUCCGAGCCAGUUUCCUUGCUGGAGCUUCUAACCAGCCCACUGUGCAGGCUUUUGGUCUACUGGCAACCGAGACCAUUGCGCUCGUUGCUUUUAUAUUACUCCGGCCAUUUGAAGGACAACGGCUGAAUGUGAUAGCUGUGUAUCUUCUCGGCUUCAGUAAGGUUACUACGACUGCGCUUUCCGCAGCCUUUGAUCCGCGCUUCUGUAUCGCCCGGAUUCCUGCAACAGUGAUUGGGAUCGUCAUCAUUGUUAUUCAGAGCCUUUUAACUAUUGCCGUCAUGUUACUUAUCUUGAUUGGCGCUGUUUCGAGUUACAUGUCGAUAUCACGAGACCAUACAGAAAUGAAGCCAAAGAGUUGGACUGCAACCCGCGAGAAAUACUUUGACCACAUAGCUAUUGCAGAGCAAGAUAUUCCACGAUCAAGAAAGCGCCCAGACUCGGAGGACAUCAUAACGGGUGCGGCGAGAGCUCCAUAUUUUGAAGUCAAGCAAGUCAAGCGAGUGGCCAAGAUCGAAGACGAAGACAUCGAAUUCAUGGACGAAAUCUCCCAAGUCCCUCACCCAUCCCCACCAGUACUGUCUCCAAAUCGCACUUUAGUCUCAAAUUCACCGGGAUCUCUGCUAGAGCGCAGCAGAACAGGCAGCUUCCAAUCACAAGCCUCAUACUCGAGCUUACUACCGCGAGCAGCUCGCUUGCACCGUGCAAACUGGAGCACGCACGACCUCAAUGACGCAACAAGAACUAGACGCCACAGGGCUGUGAGCGAUACUAGUCUUAUUUCCAGACUAAGGCAUGUAGAGAAGCUCGAGAGAAAGCCAAGUCUUGGUGGGGCUUCCAUGAAGCGAUCGGAUACUCCCGCACUCUUGUCGUAUGGGUAUGCAGACGGGGGUUCGAAUGGAGCAUGUGGAGCAUGUGGCGCUGGGUAG